Molecule: messenger RNA, 2017 nt
Organism: Oppiella nova
Lineage: Eukaryota; Metazoa; Arthropoda; Arachnida; Sarcoptiformes; Oppiidae
Source: the annotation of a GenBank genome assembly
UCGUAAUUAAUUAUAUUUAAUAUUCACUACAUUUUGCAUAAAAAGUCCAAAACAGAAAUCAAAAAGAAGACGACGAUUAAAUUGGAUAACUAUUAUGGGCUUUAUUUGUGUUAUAUUACUAUUGCUACUAAUUGUUUGCUUAUAUUAUUUAUUUCAUCCGGAAUAUAAGUGUCGCUCUAUUGAUGAGAAUAAGUGUUAUAAUAAAGAGUGUAUUUCAUCAGCCGCUUCAAUAUUAAAUACAUUGAACACAAAUAUCAAUCCUUGUGAUGAUUUUUAUGAGUAUUCUUGUGGUAAUUCUAUUGAUCAUCGGAGACCUAUUAAUCUCAUGAAUCAAAGUCACUAUAAUUCUGGACUUCAAUUAAAGAAUCUCAUUGAAUCUCUAAUCGAUGAUAAACAACCAAGGUAUAUCCAGAACCUUGUUAAAUAUUAUCGCAGUUGUUUAGAUGAAGAUUUAAUUGGGAAGCUGGAUGUCAAGCCAUUGACUGACAUAAUAGGCCGGUUAAGGGGUUGGCCGGUAUUGAAUAGCACUCAAUGGUUUUCAAAUGCCAAUCAUUAUCAUUGGCUCAACACUUACAUAAUGAUGAGAGAAAUAGGAAUCACCGCUAAUUCACUCAUUGAUCUUAAGGUGGAAAAAGACGUCCGAAAUAGUUCCCGGUUUAUAGCACACAUCGAUCAGCCCGUGUUUAAUAUAAAUAUUACUGAUAACAAUCAAUUGGAUCAAUAUACUAAACUAAUGGUGACCAUUGCAACUAUGAUGGGAGUCUAUGAAACAGAUGCUAGAAAUGAAUGGUUAUCUGUGUUGGAGUUUGAGAUGAAACUCAUUAAAUUUUCCCUCUCAUCCAAAGAUCAUCAAAACAAUACUUAUCAUAGUAAUAGUUAUAUGAAAGUCAGCCAGCUCAAAAGCUUAGCUCCCAAUAUCAAUUGGAUUCAAUUCUUUACGGAAUUUGUUAGACAACCAAUUGAAAACCAUGUUAAUAUUAGUGAUUUGGAAGUUAUAGUACUGGCUCCAAAUUAUAUCAAGGAACUUAAUCAAAUACUUGUUAAAACUGAUAAAAAGGUUUUGGCUAAUUAUCUCAUUUGGAAAGUUAUCUAUCAAUACAUACCACUAUUAGGCCGAAGAUGGAGGGAACCAUUAGAAACAUAUUUACUGAAUACUGAUCCCAAUUAUACGAAAGAAAAUCGAUGGCAAACCUGUUUGAAACAAUUGCAGACUUAUAUGCCGUUAGCGUUGGGAAACAUUUAUCUGAAACACAAUACAAAUAGAAAAAGUGAAAUUGAGGUUAUUUCAAUGAUUAAUGACAUUAAGGAAUCAUUCAUUGAAAUCGUUGACAAAUAUAAAUGGAUGAGCGAUGGAGUGAAGUCCAAAGCAAAUGAAAAAAUAAAAUUAAUGAAAUUGGGAAUAGGAUUUCCACAGGAUGUGCGGGAUGACAACCAAAUGGACAAUUGGCUCACUCAUAUUUUAUACCACUUGAAUCUAGAAAGAGGUGUAAAUCCCGCUGACAUUAUCAUCAAAUACAGAGGCGAAGACAACACUUUAUUAAUAUCUAAUCUCAUAAUCGACGGCUUAUACAGAGAAGAUGUGCCGAUGUCACUGAAUUUUGGAUCGUUUGGUGUAUUAAUAAGUGAACAGAUGCUCAAUAUAUUGAGUGAAGUCGGGCGUCUAUACGAUGAAAAUGGUGUGUAUGGGAAGUGGUGGGACACCGUAUCAGACAAUGGUUUUGAUACAAGAAUAAAGUGUUUCCAUAAGAAAAUCAAACAUUUUGAUGACAUGACAACUGGAAUGCAUUUAUCAGAUCGUUAUAAAUUGAUUGAGAAGUACAUCACAGAUAUGACACUUCUUAAGCAAACACUGAUGGCAUACAGGGCUCACACCAAACAAAUGGGCCCACAAUUAGGUUUAAUUGGACUCAACCACACUUCGGAGCAAUUAUUCUGGAUCUCUGCAGUCAAUACUUAUUAUAACGAUCGCCUUGAUUACCAAGAUAAUAAUUCAUAUGAUAUGAUGAAAUAUAGGUAA